This is a messenger RNA of Closterium sp. Naga37s-1, 1554 nucleotides long. The record is from the annotation of a GenBank genome assembly. NCBI's taxonomy places the organism in Eukaryota, Viridiplantae, Streptophyta, Zygnematophyceae, Desmidiales, Closteriaceae.
AUGUACAUCACCCUUUACUACCUAGUCACCCGCCUCCCUGACUCUCUUUCUUCAGUCAGGGACCACUUUCUCUCCCUUUGCCCCACCGAGCUGACUGUCGACUUGCUAGAGGAGCGCCUUGCUGCAGCUGAGAAGAGUAUCUUAGCUGUUGGUGCUUCUCGCGGUGACCGUCGCACCCCCUUCUUUGAGGGGUGUUCCCCUGUCCCCCUUCUCCCCUCUGUUGCCUCUGCUGCUGCUGUCGACCUCGUUGGCACUGAGGAGGUCGGCGCUGCGUCUGCCCCUAGUGGGCGACGCCGCACUGGCAAGGGCAAGGGAAGCAGGGGUGGUGGUGGGGGCGGUGGAGGCAGCGGUGGAGGAGGUGGAGGAGGUGGAGGUGGUGGUGGGGGUGGUUCCGGGAGUGGGGGCGUCGGUGGCGGCAGUGGCGGCCGUGGCGGCGGUGGUGGAGGAGGUGGCGGCGGCGGCGGCGGUGGUGGAGGUAGCGGAGGAGGUGGUGCUGGUCGCGGUGCGGCCACGCAGCGUGGAGGCCUUGGUGGCAGCCAGCGUCCGCAGCAGCUGCGCACCCGUGAGACCCCGUCUGUUCAGCAGCCUCGUGAGUGGUACGCUGGACGUGGGAGGUCUGGGGGUGCAGGUCCCUGCGCGUACGUUCUUCGCACCGGCACUCGUAGUGGGGAGGUGUGUGGUCUCCCACACACCACGCAGCGCUGCUUUGGCCGCUUGACUGAUGCUUGGCGUACCCAGUUUCCUGACGCUGUUGAUCUUCCUCGUUGGCAUGAUCUGCUUCUGCAGAAUGUGCCUAUCUUUGAUCUAGAUUUUGAUGCUAUCCUUGCUGCCAUGUAUGCUCUUGCUGAUAUUACUGAGGGUGACUGUUACCUGCGUGUCCCGCCCGACCCGGGCACUGUGGCUGCUGCUCUAGGUGCUAGUGCGUCUGCUACUCCAGGUGCUGGUACGUCUCCUCCCUCUGGUACUGCACCUACUGAGUCCUUUCACACCUUCACACGAGACUCUGGUGCUUCGCGCUCUUUCUUUAGAGACAGCACCACGCUCACGCCGCUCCGUCGGCCUGUUGCGGUCUCCCUUGCUGACCCCUCCGGGGGACCAGUCCUUGCACACUCCUCCACGGUUCUACCGUGUCCUGCGGCCCCGUCGGGCUUGCUGUCGGGACUCCACCUCCCCUCGUUCUCUACGAACUUGGUGAGUGGAGCUGACCUCCAGGACGCGUGGGUUGACCAGUUCACCCCUGGAGGUCAGCGUGUGACCCACUGCACUUGCUCUCGGAUGGGCCGCCACCUGGCCACGUUCACCCGUCGGCCAGGGUCGAGUCUGUACACACUGACUACUGCGCCUCCUCCGGUCCCUGCGUCUGGUCAGGUAGCUGCGUCUAGUCAGGUGUUUGCUGCCGCGUCCAGGUCUAGUCCUGCGUCUGCCCCCUGCUCGUGUCGUCCUCUGGCGCACGAGACUCUCCUCUGGCACCACCGCCUUGGUCACCCCUCCCUGCCUCGUCUUCGAGGGCCGGCAGCGCGCCGCUCCUCACUCCUCCUCGUUUCCUCCGACUGA